This is a messenger RNA of Hylaeus anthracinus, 10806 nucleotides long. RefSeq names its product dmX-like protein 2 (gene Rbcn-3A). Bases 208 to 10395 code for a protein of 3395 amino acids. Gene Ontology annotation, biological process: vacuolar acidification. The transcript is spliced from 41 exons. Lineage: Eukaryota; Metazoa; Arthropoda; Insecta; Hymenoptera; Colletidae. The record is from RefSeq and is a predicted model, not a curated record. Gene Ontology annotation, cellular component: RAVE complex. Gene Ontology annotation, molecular function: protein binding.
GCUCAGGCUGGGAGAAUCCAUUUAAAGAUGGCUGUUGAUCGAACGACUGGCUGCCGUGUGAUAUGUCACUUUGGAGCAACGUUUCGACUGGUUUCGACGUUAUAGCUCGAUAAAACUGUUGAUAAUCGUUGGCUAUCGCUGACGCGAGUAACCUUUUCGAUCGAGAAAUUACAUUUACGAAGAAUGAAAUAAUCUUUGAUUAAAAAAAUGAAUUGUCAUCAAAUAUUAAGCGGAGCCUGUAAUGCGGGUGAUCGGUGUUACGCCGUCGGCUCCGUCGAAGGGAUUUCUUUUACCGCAUACGCAGCAGGCUGCAACAUAGUAAUUCUCGCCAGUAACUUUGAACGAGUUCAAAUAAUUCCCGGAGCUGUACAUAACUACAUAAGAAUUAGUUGCUUGGAUUGCAGUACCGAUACAGGAAAAAUUGCAGCAGCGUAUGAAAAUCAAGUUUGCAUAUUUGAACCUACGCCGCUGAUUCAUAGCACGUGCUCUCACCAAUUAGAAUACAGAUGGGUCCAAACUGGAAGUCUACAGACGGAGUCAAACAUCAGUUCGCUGUCGUGGAAUUUGGAAGGAACGCGAUUAUUGACCGGAGGAGAACUUUUACAACUAUGGCAUCAAAAUAUUACUCCUUUUCAAGAAGAACACACGACGAAGGUGAAUAUGUUACGAUCGCAAGAAGCUGGUGUAGCAGAGAGAGAGGAAAAUACUUCGAACGUUUCUCUGGACCCUGGUACGGUUACUUUUUCGAUCGGUGGGGAGGCGGAAAGUCCUUUACCUGGAGAUUCGACAAAUGGAAAUGAACCAGGAGCUUGGAAUUGUGUUUGGAAGUGUCGCACAGCCACGCCAGUCCACCUGAUGAGUUUCAGCCCGGAUGGUACAUUAUUUGCGACGACAGGAUUCAACGAUAGAUUGGUGAAAAUUUGGUUCGAGAAUAAACAAUUGUUUUCAACGAGAAUGGAUCAUACUAACGUUACGCAAUGUACGACUAGUGACAGUUACAGUUUUGUUUAUGUCGCUCAUCCUCGUGCUGUGACACAUUUAUCUUGGCGCAAGACUAGCAAAUACAUGCCAAAAGGUUCCGUUUCAAACAUGUUGGUCACAUCGUGUAGAGACAAUAUUUGUCGAGUAUGGGCAGAAACUAUACCACCCGAGGUCGAAGGAUUAGCAAAUAUGAGUCAAUUUGAGGGAUCCGACAGGCACGGUCAUCAUGGAAAACAUCGACAUCACAGUAUGCAUAAGCAUCGAUUCAUGCAGCGACUCAAACACAUGAAAACGUGUUUCCAUAUUCGUCGACACGCUAAACAACAACAUCAGGCAGGUCACGCCACAGCUCCAACAUUACCAACUUUACCUUCAACGUAUUCGGUGCACGAUUUUCACAAUAAUUAUCAAGGCGCAGGUCACUAUCCGGGCAUGCAUUUUCAUUUAGCAGCUAGCAUCAAUGCAGAAACCGAUAUACCACUGGUGCCGAGUCUAAUUACCGGAGAUCCUGAAAGGGAACCAAAUUUUAUUUUACAUUGGUUAAACAAUAAAGAAAUGCACUUUACGAUGCAAGCGGAAAAUAUUUUACAAGAACUGACUCGUAAAGUGGUAGAAAAGGAAGAAGGAUUGCAUCAACAAGAGAUAGAUCGUGCAGAUCACGAUUCCGAAGAAGAAGGACUGUCGAAAAAAGGAGUACGAUUGCAACCUAUACAAAAAUCUGGAGGAACGAUUCGAUCGAUGAGCCAAGAGGAUCACAGUAGCGAUGAACAUCAUACGGCUCAUACAGUUUCGUCGCAUCAUAGCUUGCCGCACAGUGCACAUUCGCAUCAAAGUCUUAGUAAUACCACAUCUAUUAAUUCUAUCGCAACGGACGUAACAUCUUCGAUAAAUCAUGCUCCGGAUUCUUUGGACACAAAGAUUGAAACGUUAUUGCGCGAUUGGCAUCAUAAUCCGGAUCUACUUUUCUCGAUUCAUCCGAUAGAUGGAAGUUUUUUAAUUUGGCACGUCGAAUGGUUGGACGAAUAUCAUCCGGGAUCGUUUCGACAAGCGCAAAUUUCAUUUUCAACACGAAUUCCGAAUGCUUUUCCCCUUGGAGACGCUUCCACUAUGAGUCACAGCGUAUCGAUGUAUUCUCACAACACUGGUGGUCCUUUGUUGAAUAUUCGCGAAGUGGCAAAAUCAUCGACGAAAUCUUCGAAUGAUGCUGCUGAAACUGCCACGCCAUUACCGAGUUUGAUCGAACAAGACGAAGAACAGUCUACGUUAACGUCGAGAACGGGCCAAGAGCUGUUAAAAACCAUCGAAAACUCGGCCGAUCAGAGUCAGAGCGUUGCGGUAAAAGAAAGGAACGGUCAUGUGGAAUGUGGGAAAACGAACCAAGAAAUAGUCAACGAUUUAUUGGCUCAUCCAAGUCCAAUUGUCUCGAUGGUAUCGAAGCACUCGAAUGGAACGUUGAACUUGUGGCAAUUGACGUUUGCCGAUAGAACAAAAUUUUCCCAGGUAUUAAGUAUCGGACACGCAUCAAGAGCUUCGGGACAUCGGUUUCGCGUAAACGAUAUUACUUGUCAUCCGGUUUUGCCUUUGCUGGUGACGACAUCGCAUCACAAUAUACCAGAAUGUUCCGGAUCGCAAUGUCAGGAGACUGAUUCGAACGAAAACUUGAAUAACAAAUUAGGUGGCGGUAAAGCGACGUUGAAAGAUGUUUCUUCGACAGGGUUUUGCAGCGAAUUGAUACUUUGGCGCGUAGACCCGGUCGGACCGUUAUCGAAGAGCGGUGGAGUUUCCGAAUUGGCGCGUAUCAAUUCCCCGGAAAUCUCAGCGUUUAGUAACGUGGCUUGGAUUCCAACUUUAUUGCCAAGUACUACCUUAGGUAAUUUAUCGAAUUCUCCGAGCGCCUGUUUCGUUGCCAGCGACGGCGAAUGUUUAAGAGUUUAUCAAGCUGUUAUCGAUGCUAGAACAUUGUUGGCGGAAGUAUCGAGCAGCGAAAGACGAAGUAGAAUGAUGGAUUCAAUGGCGAGUUUAUCGACGGACGUAUCGUCGGACGAUGGUAUCAGACAUUCGAUUCACGAUACGAUUAAGAUAGUAUCGCAACAAUCAACGGCGAGACCAGGUUGCGUGAUACAGUUGGACGCUAUUGCUGAUGCCACGCAUGACUGGCAGAACACGCAGUUUCUGCACGUAUUUCAAGAGCAAUUAAUCACCGGAGACAGAAACGAUGAAAAGCAAACUGGUGUCGAUACAUCGGCAAACGAUUUAGGUUUGAUGGAGUCCACCUUGGACGCGAUGGUAGAUUUACAGCAGUCUGCGAUAUUCGAGGAACCAUUCUAUAUAGUUGUUUUAGAAAGAACGCAACAGGGCACCACGGUACACAUGUGGCGGUUGGUUAUAGCCUCUCAGCCUGAGACUACCGGAUUGUCGGGAUCGAUGAUGUACGUUCCAGAUUCUCAUUUGGUACAAGACGAAGAGGAGGAGGGCGGUACACCCGGACGAUACAAUCAUCCAGAAGGUAGAAGAUCUCGUAGAGCGAGUCAGACUCGCCGCGAUAGUCAAGGCGAGUUUGACACGUUUUUCCAAAGACGGUCUCAAAGUAGCCACGUUCUCAUUACAACCACGAAAGCUUGUACUCAAGAGCUACCGUUACCGGAUGGAGUCGAGGUGGUACACGCGGCACCAGCUGCUGGACAUUUGAGCAGCUCCUCCAUAUAUCCUGCUUGUUUCGCGCCAUACAUUAUAGUGACAGCGUGCAGCGAUAGCACGAUACGCUUCUGGAAAUGUAAAGUGACCAAGGGUGAACCGGACGACAAGCUUCGUUACGAAUGGUGCGAAUGGGAUAUGACCCGAAAGGAUCAGGAAUCGACUAUCGACAUUACAGGACAACCGUUGAAUAUCAGCGCAGCGUACAGCGGACGUAUCGCAUGCGCGUACAAGUACGGGAAAUCGUUCACCCGACCAACGAAAAGCGAUCCCGAUUCGCGAUACGUGAAUCUCUGCGUCGCGAUAUACGAAUGCGAAAGCACCGGUGGAAGCGAAUGGAUUUUAGAAGACACUAUACAUUUAAAGAACAUACACUUGCCGAGGAUCCCGGUAGAUCAGCAUUUAGACCUGAGUUAUCUUUACGAUAGCAGAUUUUUGCAAAAAAAGCAGAGGCUGACUCAAGUGUUGCAAACUCUGAGCCACGAAGACGUAAGAUCCCCGAGAAACGGAGAGAACGGGGAAAGCGCAAAGUCGAAUGCAGGGUUGUUGGCCGUUCCGUCGUUCAGCACGCUUCAGUCAUUGCGCAAGUCGAUCAUAGAGAAUGGCAACACUUGCCCGCUUACACAGAAACAUUUGGUUCAACUGGACUGGGUGUCCAAGGAGGAUGGUUCGCACAUAUUGACCGUCGCCGUUGGAUCGAAGAUUAUGCUUUUCACGCCGGUAUGCUCGGACCUCGCGCAGGCCAAUAUGAAAGCGAUGAAGGAAUCGCAGAGCAAUAAUCGACCGAUAUUACGGAAAGCUUCGUCGUUGGCACAGCCACAAUUCGUCGACGAAAUUCGUUGGAUGAAACUACGAAAGAUCGAAUUAACUACGGCGGACGGUCUGCCUCCGUUGCCCAUGCAAAUAUCUUGGGUUAGGGACGGUAUUUUAGUGGUCGGCAUGGAUUCAGAGAUGCACGUUUACUCGCAGUGGAAACCGAAUCCGAAGCAGGAUUGUUUUCACUCGAAUUUGCAGCACCAAGAAUCGGACGAAUUUCAAGCGAGUCGAAACUUGCGAGACGAAGACCUGCGAACGUUGGCGCACGAAACGUCGCAAAGGCGACUGGCGAACGUUUCUUCCAUGCCCCACCUUUCUCGCGUGAGUAGCAUCAACUUGACGAUGCUCGACGCGAAAAAGAAACGAGGAAUGCAAAACGAAAAUUUGAAUUUCGACUAUAUGCCGGAUUACGGGCUUUUCGAAGCUUCGAGGAUAGCUUGUCCCGUUUUACCUCAAUAUCAUCCGAAGCAACUGAUGGAAUUGCUAAAUUCGGGUAAAAUACGAUGGGUAAAGGCGAUAUUGGCACACUUGGUUAGGUGCAUAGGAACCUCUUGCCCGUUGAGGGCGGACGACGAGAGCUUGAUGAAGCAGCGCGGCGGCGGAGCCGGUGGAUGGUCGCGUUCGAGAACGAUGUCGGUCAGUUACGUGGGCGCGAGCUCGCCGCUCGAGCCGAGAGGCUCGACCACCCAAAUACCGGAAGAACUCACGUUGGAUUACGCGGAGAUAACGUCGAUAUCUCCGUUGCCGCUUUGGACCUUAUUAAUUGCCGAUAAAGAAACGAAUCUCCCGCACCAGCACAAGACCGAGGACAAGCAGGACUACAACGAACUGUUCGACAAUAAUUUGGACGAAGGCGAGUCGUUGGACGAUAUGCUAGAAGAAGAUUACGAUUGCUCGAGGCAAAAGGAUAGACGUUCCUCGGUCCCGGAACGACAGGGAAUAUCUCAUUUCGGACCGAGACAAGGUCGAUUACUCUCGCGAUUGCUCACCCACAUCCAUUUACCCGGGCUCUCGAGCCUCGAUCAGAUGCAUUUGCUCGCCUUGGCCGACACCGUCUCCACUUGCAACGUCGAUUUCGCGGAACGAUUCGCGAUAGACGCCGCCAAGAAUGCGAUCGCGAAAGAAAACUUGACCGGCAUCCCUGACGGAGAAACCGUAUCGAUGGAUUCGUUGGACGAUUGCGGGCUUCGGUUCUUGCUGGCCAUGAAACAUUACAAUUAUCUGAUUCGUUGCCUGCCACUGGCUCAGAGAGCGCAAUUCCAGAAGCAAGGUAUAUCUUCGAACAAUCUCGUAUGGGCGUUUCAUUCCGAAUCCGAGGAAGAGCUGCUCGGCUUGAUACCAUCGUACGCGAAAGGUCAACCAAAGUGGAGCAUACUGAAGGAGCUCGGCGUAGCGUGGUGGAUCCGAAGCAACACCGUCUUGAAAAGAUGCGUCGAAAAGAUCGCGAAAGCGGCCUAUCAGCUAAACCAAGACCCUCUAGACGCUGCGCUCUAUUAUCUCGCGAUGAAGAAGAAAAAUCUCGUUUGGGGUUUGUUUCGAAACAAGAGGGACGACCGAAUGACCUCUUUCUUUGCGAACAACUUUACGGAGGAUCGUUGGAGGAAAGCAGCCUUAAAGAAUGCGUUCGCUCUACUCGGCAAGCAGCGAUUCGAGCACGCCGCAGCCUUCUUCCUAUUGGCGUCCGCCCUCAAAGAUGCCAUCGACGUGUGUUUGAACAAACUGAACGACAUCCAGCUGGCAAUGGUAAUCGCUAGACUUUACGAGGACGAUACCACCUCUCCACACAUGAGGAGAUUGCUCUACGAGGAAAUUUUAGGCUGCGACAAAGAUGGUCAAAAUCAGGAUAUGAACAAGGCGCAUCCGGAUCCAUUCUUGCGUAGCAUGGCCCUGUGGAUUCUCAAAGAUUACGCCGGAUCGCUCAACACUUUGCUCUUGACGAACGUCGGGACUUUGCAUCCGCAAUACAACGACGAAUCCGACAAACCCGAAGGCACGACAGCAAAUCCAAACGUUUUCAACUUUUACGUUUACCUUCGGACACAUCCGUUGCUGAUCAGACAGUACAUUGCGUCUACCGCCCAAGAAAAGAAAAAGGGUCAUUCGGUAGUUAUUUCCGGAUUCAGUUACGGCACGGAGACCAAAUCGCAGCCUGACAAACAAUUAACUUUGGAGGAUAGUAUCACUCCUUUGGAAAGGCAACUCUAUUUUACGACUGCGCACGCCCACUUUAAGGCAGGAUGUCCUGCUCUUGCUCUCGAAGUUCUUUCGAAGCUGCCCACCAAAGUAAUGGAGACCAAUUGCGAAGAUUCACCCAGUCUAUUGAACAGCCCGAGCAAGAUCAGAACGCAAGACUAUCAAAUAGACACGGGUAUCAUUAGUUGGGAGAACGAUUCGAAAAAAACCAACCAAGACGAAGGUAUCGUCGAUUGGUCUCAACCAGCGUCACGUAAAAGCGACGAAGAGUUGGUGCUAAACUGGGACGACGACGCAGUCGAAAACGACGACAACGACAGUCCACCUAUGAGCAUGAAGUUGGAUAGAAAGGAUUCAAAAUCGUCGGAAAAAGAUGAGAAAAACGAUAAAUCGUCCGGACAACUGGACAUCAUGGCGCAACAAUUGAAAUUUGUGGCUUGUUUAAAAAUUCUUAUGGAAGAGUUAUCGACGUUGGCGACGGGUUUCGAAGUGGACGGAGGACAACUUCGGUACCAGCUGUACGUGUGGCUUGAACGCGAAGUGGACGCUCUUAGACAGCUUUGUAGUUACAGCAUAAAUUCAGACGGAGAAGCAAACAAUGUUUCCGAAUACGAGACCGGUGGUAUGGUGGAUGACGUGCAACCGUGCAUCAGGCCUGGCGAACAGCCAACGUUACACGAGAUAUUAGUUGCCGAGAAAUUAGACUUUGAAGCUAAAGUACAAAGAGCCGUUCGAAGAAAGAAAUGGUUGAAAGCAAACGAAACCUUACUGCGAACGUUAUUGUCUUAUUGUUCGUUACACGGGGCAUCGGGUGGCGGUUUGGCGUCCGUACGAAUGGAACUUGUCCUUUUAUUGCAAGAGUUGCAGCAGGAAAAGACGCAGCAGCAGUUACUCAGUCCUCUUCCAUUCCCAACGACGCUUCCUCUUCUAAGCGCCAGCGUAGCAUGUAACAAAACCGUUGUAGCGGAUCCUGUCAGACACUUGCAGUCCCUCGCCCACGAUAUGCUUCAAACUUUGGUGGAAUUGCGCAAGCCACCCAUGCCGACGAGAAGCACGCACUAUUGCGAAGUAUUUAUAAUGAGAGAUUUAGCAGUGGCUCUGAGCGCUUGCAUUUAUCAGUCGCUGUGCGAUUCCGACACUUUUGUCACGAAACAUCAACAACCGGACAGUUUUCCAGCGGUUGCCGAAAUAGAAACAUUUUCCGGUGGGCACCUUGUAGCCUCGAAUCGACACCAUCGGAGGUACUCGACGGACGAUGGCGUAUGCAUUACCACAACUCCCUCGAAAUGGCCCGGCGUGACCAAUUUGCGGGCAUUGUUGGCUCGCGAGAAAGAUGAAGACACACCGAAACUAAACAUUCUACUUUGCGAAUCUUUCGUGGCCACCUACAUGAGCUUGUUCGUCUACGCUCUUUGGAGCUGCGAUAGUCAUAUUCUUUACAGACUCGUAGGUCAAUGUUUCGAUAACAGCACUUGGUCUUGCCUAUUCGGAGGCGGAGUGAAGAAAUUACUGCGCGUCGCGAGCACAAGCAGUCAGGUUGGUAGCGGCGGAUCAGGGUCGAUGGAGAGGGCGGAUGGUGGUCCCAGCGAAGCGCAAACCACCGCAGGAGCUGUAUGGAACACUAUGACGUCGUUGACCAAACAGCGCGUAAAACUAAAUAUGAAAUUAUUGGGACAGUUUACCGUUCAACAACCAAACAUGAAAGAGGACAAACCCACGUACAGAGAACAAUUCGUGUCGCCUCAAAUGAGCAUGAUCUCGUAUUUUUUAAUCAAGCCUCACAUCGACAGCGAAUACGCGGAUGAAAUCGAUUACGAUUCAUCGGACUCUGCGGUGUCGGAUCUCGAUUCUUCCGAGGACGAGGAAGAUGUGUUUGACACCAAUUCGAAACCAAAGAGUAAACCAAAGGACAACACGGAGCACACGAAUCCAAAUUCGUACAGUUGGUGCGUGAUGAGAUUGGCUAUAGUGAAGAUAUUACAACAACAGCUCCAGGAUUUCUUAAACGUAGCUGGUAUAGAGAUGCAAGAACUACCGGUAAGUAGUCCGUUGAUUCACGGUACGUUAGCCGUCGUAGCGCAAUGGCAAGAAACGUUGCGAGAAGAAUUGGACGGUAGGGGACCACCACCGAUCAAUUACAUUCCCGGUUGCGCACCGGAUCCCACGCCCACACCGGGAAAACCAGCGAUUCACAAAUAUCGAUCUUUGGUCGAGAAAGGCAACACACCGUUCAAUACCCGAUUGGCGUCUGCGGCUCCAGCUAAUCGACUCUGGUGUUAUCUGGUUAGACAAGAAUCGGUCCAGGAUAUAUUUAUUAGAGCCGUAUUUGGGAAACGAAGAUCCUUGUCGUCGAUAUUGGAAAGCAAUCAAACCGCGAUCGACAACUUGAAUCGCGGGACAACUGCGGAAGACAAGGGUAGCGAUAGCGGAACCACCAGCUUACCCGAACCAGUCCGAAUUAUUCACAAGGAACAAGACAGCAUCAGUGCCUUCUGUUUAAAUCAGGUGAACCCAGGUUUGAUGGCAUUAGCCACUCCUCGAGAAGUACAAGAAAUGAAUAUAUCGUUGCUGCUGGAACUCCCAUCUUGGUUGGAAGACGAAUGCGAGUUCGAUCUGAUUAAUUUGAACAAGCAACCGGAACCGGAACCCGUGCAACCUACCAGUUUCUUAGUGAUACAGACGGCAGCGGAUCGACCGUUGCUCGCUCAAAGUCCGCAGACGAACAGUCCUCAGCCGCAGUCGGGUAUCGCGAGCCAAAGCGGACGCGGAGCUAGCGUGAUGAAGGGGAUGCCUGCUUUUCCUGGCUCCCACGACCUGCGUUUCUGUCAGUUUGUUGCCGAUAGGAGCAAACACUUGUUGCAACCGAUUUUGAAGCAUAAAAUCGACGGUAUAAGAAGGAUUUCGUCCCACCCACUUUUACCAUUAUACUUGACCGGUUCUCAAGAUGGCUCGGUAUCGCUUUGGGAAUGGGGACAUCAGACGGCUGUAGCGACUCCUAGACAGCCAGGAACAUUUGCAAAAGUGACUCGCGUCCGUUUCUCGCAGCACGGAAAUAAGUUUGGUGUCGCCGAUUCCGAUGGGCAUCUCAGUUUGUUUCAAGUAGCAUGCAGAGAAGGAACAGCGCGACCUUUCUUCAAUUAUCAAUGUCACAGUAAGGUGACCGCAGACUUUGUCUUCCUUGGAGCGUGCAGUUUAAUAGCAACUGCUGGCCAUGGUUCCGAAGGACGUAACGUUGCCCUUUGGGAUACUCUGCUUCCGCAAAACAAGUCUUUGAUACAAGGGUUUACGUGUCACGAGCAAGGAGCCAGCUCGUUGAUCCUCGCCCCUCAGCAUCACCUUUUGAUUAGCGGAGGAAAGAAAGGGGACAUUAACAUAUUCGACGUUCGACAGCGACAACAACGACAUCGCUUUCAAGCUCACGAAUCGGCUAUCAAGUGUUUAGCUCUCGAUCCACACGAAGAAUUUUUCGUCAGUGGAGCAGGAGACGGUGAUAUCAAGAUAUGGGGAUUAACCGUCCAUUCUCUGCUUUAUUCAUUUCCUGGAGAACAUCCACGAUCUAGCUUUUUCAAGAACAUCGGACAAAAUGUUUUUCAGGGUGUGACGCAGUUGCACGUCGAUUCCGCGGGUCGUUUAUUUUCUUGCGGUGCAGACGGAUCGAUGAAAGUUCGUCAAUUGCCGGAACGCGAUUGCGUUGUACACACUUUAUAUUAGAAUAACGAAAACAUGCUAAUCUCUUAUACGCAAAACGUCUAAAGCUGCGCGUUCGUUCGACCACCGAUCUAAACGCUAUUCGAUAUACCAAUACCUAUUUAUUAUUCUCGUAAAUAUUCAUUGUACGAGAUUCUACGACAAACGACUAUCUCGUUUGCUAAAUUAUCACCGUGGACAAAUUUCGUUUAUUUGUUUGCUCAAAUUCUUCGUUCGAGUCUUCCCAAGUGGAAAAACAUUUACCAAAAUAUCAUUUGGGGAUGGUAUCCAGUCCAUUUCCCUUGUACGCGCCGCGGCUGUACGCGUACGAGGUUCCCGCAUGUAAUACGACACGCGACCGUCAGUCAACCUUUCUGUCUCUGUGGUGUAAUGGAUACGGUGAAAUAAAAGCUUCCUACGCGACCUAAACUCCGA